Messenger RNA from Austrofundulus limnaeus, 2510 nucleotides. It is a transcript of the gene dnmt3ab, whose product is annotated as DNA (cytosine-5-)-methyltransferase 3 alpha b. NCBI's taxonomy places the organism in Eukaryota, Metazoa, Chordata, Actinopteri, Cyprinodontiformes, Rivulidae. Gene Ontology annotation, molecular function: methyltransferase activity. Gene Ontology annotation, biological process: negative regulation of DNA-templated transcription. Gene Ontology annotation, cellular component: nucleus; cytoplasm. The record is from RefSeq and is a predicted model, not a curated record.
GGUGAGAGCACAAUCCUGGACAUGGAGCUGAUGGAGGAGGAGAAGUUGACUUUAAACAGUGCCUCUUGUAAACCUGGAAAACCUGGGAGAAAGYGCAAGACAUUUCCAGUGGAGAGCUGUGGCUCCCUCACAGAGAGUCUAAGUGUUGGCAACAGUUACUCCGGGGUGUGUAGGUCCUUCAUGACCCAAGUCCACAAUGGAGACAUGAUGCCCGAUGCCUGCUUCCCAAAACAGGAGAAGAGGGAAGUGGAGAACAGGAUCCCAAGAGACCAAGCAGAGGACAGCUCCCAGAGUUCGAGUCCAAGUCCUUCCAAAGAGAAUGGCUUCCUGUCCGGCAGGGAGGAUCAGGACUUGGAGAAGGACAAGGAUGACGAUCUUAUGAUGCCACGCAAGAAAAGAGGGAGACGGAAACUGGAGCGUCCUACAAAAUAUGUGGAGCACAAAGAGGACGACGGGUGCGAUGCAAUCAAGACGGAGGGAGGUCGAGGCAGGCAACGAGGGGGAGUUGGUUGGGAGAUCAGCCUUCGUCAGAGGCCCAUGCCCAGAAUAACCUUCCAGGCUGGUGACCCAUAUUACAUUAGCAAACGGACCAGGGAGGAGUGGAUGGCCAAGUGGAAGAUGGAGGCAGAGAAAAAGGCCAAGCUAAUGUCAACGAUGAACACGAUGAAGGACGGCGAGAAUGAAACCGACUCUCAGAAGGAGGAUUUCUCCAUAAUCAAACACCCACAGCCUUCAAAGCAACAACAGCAGCCUCAGCCUCAGCACAGUCAGUCUCUGUCACAGCCUCAGUAUCAACAGCAAUCCCAAACGUCUCUGCCACAGCAGCAACAACAUAUGCAGCCUCCUCAGCAGCAGCAGCAGCCCACUGACCCAGCCUCCCCAAAUGUGGCAACCACCCCGGAGCCUGUCACCGUCGGAGAGGACAAAACUUCCCCCAAGACUGCAGACACUGAGCCUGAGUACGAGGAUGAUCGUGGUUUUGGCAUUGGUGAGCUGGUUUGGGGGAAGCUGCGAGGAUUUUCCUGGUGGCCAGGCCGCAUUGUCUCCUGGUGGAUGACAGGCCGAAGCAGAGCAGCUGAGGGAACCAGAUGGGUCAUGUGGUUUGGAGAUGGAAAGUUCUCAGUGGUCUGUGUAGAGAAGCUAUUGCCUUUAAGUUCAUUUAAUAAUGCCUUUCACCAACCAACUUACAACAAACAGCCCAUGUACAAAAAAGCAAUCUAUGAAGUGUUACAGAUGGCUAGCAGCCGAGCAGGAAAAACCUUCAUGGCGUGUCCAGACAGUGAUGAGACAGAAACAUCAAAAUCUGUGGAAAUGUUAAACAAGCAAAUGAUUGAGUGGGCUAUGACUGGGUUUCAGCCCACUGGGCCCAGAGGCUUAGAGCCACCAGAGGAGGAACGUAACUCAGAGGUUUACCCUGAGAUGUGGGUGGAACCAGAAGCUGCAGCCUACACACCUCCUCCAGCCAAAAAGCCUCGCAAGAGCACCGUGGAAAAACCCAAGGUCAAGGAGAUAGUUGAUGAACGAACACGAGAGCGGCUUGUUUAUGAAGUGAGACAAAAGUCCCGCAGUAUCGAGGACAUCUGCAUCUCCUGUGGAAGCCUGAAUGUUAGCCUGGAGCACCCGCUGUUCGCUGGAGGAAUGUGUCAGAGCUGCAAGAAUUGCUUCCUAGAAUGUGCAUAUCAGUACGAUGAUGAUGGUUAUCAGUCAUACUGCACUAUUUGUUGCGGGGGGCGCGAGGUGCUCAUGUGUGGGAAUAACAACUGUUGUCGGUGCUUCUGUGUAGAGUGUGUGGACCUCCUUGUUGGUCCAGGAGCUGCCCUCGCUGCCAUCAAAGAGGACCCGUGGAACUGCUACAUGUGCUGUCCAAAGGGUGUGUUCGGUCUGCUGGAGCGUCGCUCAGACUGGCCCAUCCGCCUGCAGCACUUCUUUGCAAAUAACCAUGACCAAGAUUUUGAUCCACCAAAGCUUUACCCCCCCGUCAUGGUGGAGAAGAGGACGCCCAUUCGUGUCCUGUCGCUCUUUGAUGGCAUAGCAACAGGGCUCCUGGUGCUGAAAGAGCUCGGCAUCCGAGUAGAUCGUUACGUAGCCUCUGAAGUGUGUGAAGACUCCAUCACAGUAGGAAUCGUCCGGCAUCAGGGACGGAUCAUGUAUGUUGGAGACGUGAGGAACGUCACACGCAAACAUAUUCAGGAGUGGGGUCCUUUUGACCUUGUUAUUGGUGGAAGCCCCUGCAAUGACCUCUCUAUAGUCAAUCCUGCUAGGAAGGGUCUUUAUGAAGGCACUGGUCGCCUUUUCUUUGAGUUUUAUCGGCUGCUCCAUGAGGCUCGACCAAAGGAAGGGGACAACCGGCCUUUCUUCUGGCUCUUUGAGAAUGUGGUGGCCAUGGGUGUCAGUGACAAGAGGGACAUAUCUCGCUUUUUAGAGUGUAACCCAGUGAUGAUCGAUGCUAAAGAGGUGUCUGCUGCCCACCGAGCCCGUUACUUUUGGGGUAAUCUCCCUGGGAUGAACAG